GACGAUAGAUUGGAAACAAUUGGGGAUUUUGUUGGGGAGAGAAACAUUCUCUCGACACCAGUACCUCUCAAAUCUCAAUCGCCGAUCAGUACCUCCGUCCAGCCCAUUUCUCCGUCAGCCAUCUUACGUGGCCCUGUCGCUGAUCUCUCUCAGUCCGAAAGAAAGCCUAGUUGGAGUUGAGAUUAUAUUCACUCGCAUCGCCCUUUCUCGUAAAUUUACCAAAGAAAAUACCUUUCAUCGAACAUGUUUAAAAAGUUUUCAUUGGAGGAGAUUUCAUCACAAAACCAAGUAAAGGCAUCUGUUCAACGUAGGAUCCGCCAGAGUAUUCAAGAAGAGUACCCGGGACUUGAAACAGUUUUGGAGGAUCUACUUCCCAAAAAGUCUCCUCUUAUCGUAGUGAAGUGCCCAAACCAUCUGACCCUAGUUGUUGUCAACAAUGUCCCCCUCUUCUUCUGUAUCCGUGAUGGGCCGUACAUGCCAACACUGCGCCUUCUUCAUCAAUACCCAAAUAUAAUGAAGAGGUUUCAAGUUGAUAGAGGUGCCAUCAAGUUUGUUUUCUCUGGUGCAAACAUAAUGUGUCCUGGUCUCACAUCCCCUGGAGGCGUUCUGGAUGAAGAAGUCGACGCAGAAAGGCCAGUGGCCAUAUAUGCAGAAGGAAAGCAACAUGCCUUAGCAAUAGGCUUCACCAAAAUGUCAGCCAAAGACAUAAAGAGCAUCAACAAAGGAAUCGGAGUGGACAACAUGCACUACCUCAAUGACGGUCUCUGGAAGAUGGAACGGCUAGACUGAAGACGAAGCCAGAUGUCAUGUGAAUCACAUUCAGGGAGAGAGAUAUUAUUUAUCUCCUUUUAAUCUUUUAUGUUCUCUAAACUUCUGGAGCUUUUGUCCGAACCUUAGCUUUGUUUUGAUUUGUUUUAAAAUAUUCGAUGUUUGUUUUAUGAGGGAAUAUCAACCUUAGCUAAUGUUAGUGCUAGUUUCUUAUACUCUCUCUGUUUUAUAAAGUAAGAUAUUUUGGAGUUUUUUUCUUUGUUU
Messenger RNA from Eutrema salsugineum, 1032 nucleotides. Its product is annotated as malignant T-cell-amplified sequence 1 homolog. Gene Ontology annotation, molecular function: RNA binding. The coding region runs from base 244 to 789 and encodes 181 amino acids. Gene Ontology annotation, biological process: formation of translation preinitiation complex. The record is from RefSeq and is a predicted model, not a curated record. Lineage: Eukaryota; Viridiplantae; Streptophyta; Magnoliopsida; Brassicales; Brassicaceae. The transcript is spliced from 9 exons.